This is a messenger RNA of Chaetomium fimeti, 1294 nucleotides long. RefSeq names its product putative tRNA threonylcarbamoyladenosine biosynthesis protein KAE1. Bases 200 to 1282 code for a protein of 360 amino acids. Gene Ontology annotation, cellular component: EKC/KEOPS complex; cytoplasm. Gene Ontology annotation, biological process: tRNA threonylcarbamoyladenosine modification. The record is from RefSeq and is a predicted model, not a curated record. Lineage: Eukaryota; Fungi; Ascomycota; Sordariomycetes; Sordariales; Chaetomiaceae. The transcript has a single exon.
AAAUGACGAAAUCAAUCAACAAGACCACACCCCCCGUUUUCGCGACACCACGCCCCAUGGUGAUAUCGUAUCUCGAAUUGUCGGAGCAGAAAACGUGAGGCGAUCGCAAUCCCCGACAAAUUAGACGCACACCCAACGAACGGCCGGCAAACCGACACCCUUCUCCCCGUCCUACCUUGCGCGAACCCACCCGCCCACCAUGGGCCUCGACAUUACCAAAAAGAAGCGGCGCAUCGCCCUCGGCUGCGAAGGGUCCGCCAACAAGCUCGGAAUCGGCGUAAUCCUACACGAAGGCGACGCUGCCGCGCCCACAUCCACCGUGCUCUCCAACGUCCGCCACACCUUCGUCUCGCCGCCGGGCACCGGGUUCCUGCCCAAAGACACGGCCCACCACCACCGGGCCUUCUUCGUGCGGGUCGCGAAGCAGGCCCUGGCCGACGCCGGCAUCCGCAUCGCCGACAUCGACUGCAUCUGCUACACGCGGGGGCCGGGGAUGGGGGCGCCGCUGGCGUCGGUCGCGGUCGCGGCGCGCACGCUGGCGCUGCUGUGGGGCAAGGAGCUGGUCGGGGUCAACCACUGCGUGGGCCACAUCGAGAUGGGGCGGGCCAUCACGGGGGCCGACCACCCGGUGGUGCUGUACGUGUCCGGCGGCAACACCCAGGUGAUCGCCUACGCGGAGCAGCGCUACCGCAUCUUUGGCGAGACGCUCGACAUCGCCGUGGGCAACUGCCUCGACCGCUUCGCGCGCGCGCUCGCGAUCAGUAACGAUCCCGCGCCCGGGUAUAAUAUCGAGCAGCUGGCCAAGAAGGGCGGGCGGGUGUUGCUGGACCUGCCGUAUGCGGUGAAGGGGAUGGAUUGCUCGUUUAGCGGCAUCUUGACGAGGGUGGAGGAGCUGGCGGCGCAGAUGAAGGCCAAUGGUGGGAAGGGGCCCGAUGGGGAGCCGUUCACGGGGGCGGAUCUGUGCUUCAGCCUGCAGGAGACAGUGUACGCGAUGCUGGUGGAGAUCACGGAGCGGGCCAUGGCGCAUGUUGGGAGCAACCAGGUGCUAAUCGUGGGUGGCGUCGGGUGCAACGAGCGACUCCAGGAGAUGAUGGCGCUCAUGGCGGCAGACCGCGGCGGGAGCGUUUUUGCGACGGAUGAACGCUUCUGCAUAGACAAUGGCAUUAUGAUUGCGCAUGCAGGACUCUUGGCAUAUGAAACGGGGUUCAGGACCCCGAUCGAGGAUAGCACAUGUACACAGCGAUUCAGAACAGACGAGGUGCUCGUCAAAUGGAGGAAGUAGCGUGCUUUUUCA